UAGUGGCGCUGAUUAUAGAUGCUCUUUUAUUUACGCGAUUUACCUGUUAUUUUCGCCAAUGUUUUCAUGUUGUUGAUUAUCUAAUUUAUAGUACAAAAAGUAUGGCUUCAGAUGUCCAGGCACCUUUGCCCAUUGGGCCACAACCUAAAGUCAACUACCCUAUGAAUGUUGUCUACUGCGGAGAGUGCACAAUGCCGACUGAAUACUGUGAAUACUUUCCCAACUAUGAAAAGUGCAAGGUCUGGCUUGAGAAGAACAUGCCGGACAUGUUUGCAAAGCUUGGUGUAGCGUCAGAAGAGGGAGCCGGUGAGGGCGAUACAGACGAGAAAAAGAAGCGGCAGACGCGCGGCGGAAAAGGUCAGGUGAAGACGAAGAAGAAGGCAAUGGGCCCGCAGAAGGUGUGCCUGUCAACAGCGCCACGAGGCAAGAAGAAAUCGGUGACAGUCAUCACAGGACUGAGAACUUUUGAUAUUGACUUGAAGGUUGCGGCAAAGUUCUUUGGUCAGCGUUUUGCCUGUGGCUCUUCAGUGACAGGGGACGAUGAAAUAGUUAUACAGGGUGAUGUAAAGGAUGACCUCUGGGACGUUAUCACAGAGAAAUGGCCCGAGAUUGACGAUGAUCUGAUUGAAGACCUGGGACAUCAGAAAAGAUAACACAUGUAGAUGGUUUCGGAGUAUUUCUGUCCAUGCAUCAGCCGGUGCAUCCUUUCGUCCGGUCCAGUUCAAGAAGUGCAUGCACUAAAAUGAGAGGGUCCAACGGAAACUUUUCCCGUUUGUUUAUUAUUUUGAAAAAAAUUAUGUGUGAAUAAAUAGUCGAUGAAUUUUCAUAA
Molecule: messenger RNA, 829 nt
Organism: Priapulus caudatus
Lineage: Eukaryota; Metazoa; Priapulida; Priapulimorpha; Priapulimorphida; Priapulidae
Product: density-regulated protein homolog
Exons: 5
Coding region: 102-653 (183 amino acids)
Biological process (GO): translation reinitiation; formation of translation preinitiation complex
Molecular function (GO): mRNA binding; translation initiation factor activity
Source: RefSeq, a predicted model, not a curated record